GUGGUCCGCAGAGCACGGGUGAAACGCCGGCUCCUUCUCUUUGUCCAUUCACCUCCCGCUGAACAACAUCCACAGCAGCUCCAUGGCCAAUCCCGUCGAUACGAAACUCUACGACCUCCUUGGAGUGUCCCCAUCAGCUACCGAAAAUGAACUCAAGAAGGCAUACCGAAAACUGGCAAAGGAGUAUCACCCUGACAAAAACCCAAAUGCUGGUGACAAGUUCAAAGAAAUCAGCUUUGCCUAUGAGGUCUUAACAAACCCUGAAAAGAGAGACCUUUACGACCGCUAUGGGGAGCAGGGUCUGCGGGAAGGAGGAGGAGGUGGUCCUGGGAUGGAUGACAUCUUCUCCCACAUUUUUGGUGGUGGGCUUUUUGGCCAUCCCUUCAUGGGAGGCCAUAGCCGCAGCCGUAACGGUGGCCGUCGGAGAGGGGAGGAUAUGGUUCACCCACUUAAAGUGUCACUGGAGGACCUCUACAAUGGGAAAACAACCAAAUUACAGCUUAGCAAGAAUGUACUAUGUAGCUCUUGUAAUGGGCAAGGGGGUAAGACGGGUGCUGUCCAAAAAUGUUCAACGUGUAGGGGGCGUGGUAUGCGUGUUAUGAUUCGGCAACUGGCACCAGGGAUGGUCCAACAGAUGCAGUCUGUGUGUACUGACUGUAAUGGCGAAGGUGAAGUCAUCAGUGAGAAGGAUCGCUGUAAAAAGUGUGAGGGCAAGAAGGUUGUGAAGGAGGUGAAGAUUCUGGAGGUCCAUGUGGACAAGGGCAUGAAGCAUGGGCAGAAAAUAACAUUUGGAGGUGAAGCUGACCAGGCACCAGGAGUUGAGCCUGGGGAUAUAGUUCUGGUGCUGCAGGAAAAGGAGCACGAGACUUUUAAGAGAGAGGGCAAUGACUUGUCUAUGAACUAUAAACUUGGCCUUGUGGAGGCGCUGUGCGGCUUCCAAUUCAUGUUGAAACAUUUAGAUGGAAGACAGAUAGUUGUGAAGUAUCCCGCUGGCAAAGUCAUUGAACCUGGCUCAGUAAGAGUAGUACGAGGAGAAGGUAUGCCACAGUAUCGCAACCCCUUUGAAAAGGGAGAUCUGUAUAUCAAGUUUGAAGUUCAGUUCCCCAGCAACAACUGGAUAAGCCCAGAGAAACUUCAGGAGUUGGAGGACAUGCUCCCAUCAAGGCCAGAGCCUCCCAUCAUCACUGGAGACACAGAAGAGGUAGACCUGGAGGACUAUGAUGCCAGUCAGAGCUCAUCGUCAUCCCGCAGAGAGGCUUAUAAUGACAGCUCUGAUGAAGAGGGUGGCCCUCAUGGCCAUGGGGUACAGUGUGCCCACCAGUAGGCCCAGUCACAACCCACCCACUUUUCAUCAUGUAUUAAGUAAGCAAGGUGGAUCGUCAAAGGGCACCAGGUUCCUCAGACUCAUGUCAGACAUUCUCUUGGCACCUGGUGUGUCCAUGUCACUCGUGUUUGUGUAGGUUUGAUCUUUGUCUGAGGAAAACUCAGUGGAGCAUCUGUUGGACUCUUUCUGAAAACUGCACUCUAAACACAUUAGACACUAGUUUGGGUGUAGACCUAUAUACAUAUUUAAAUUAAAUUGCUUCAUUGAAUUCUGGAUGUUGAUAGAUCCCUCACUUUUUAUUUUAAAUGAAAAUUAGUUGAAGAAAGAAGCCUGUUUGCUAAGUGUGUGGUUUGCAUAUUGUUUUCAUAGUAUUUUCAAUAAUUAAUUUAAGUAACCAAUGUAUAUACACAAAAACAUGCAGCGGAGCACUCGGGCCACACAAAGAUAACCAUAACAUUUCAACAUAUUAACCUUUUUCAAUCACAAAGACUGUAACAAUAAGUAGUUAUUAGUAAUAUUAGUUUUGACUAAUCUUUUUGUCCUUGAUUUGUUGUGGCAAUAUUUAACUUUAUUCAUAUAGUUAAAUUUGCUCUCAUUUUAAUUUACCCUUUAGUGUAUAAUGUUAUUUAGUUGUCUUUGUGUGGCCCUAGCCUAAACUUCAAAAAAACAAUGUGAAGUACAUUCUGGACAUAUUCAAGCUGCACCACUUAAGAUGUUUCUGAUUUUUACUGCUUCAUUUUCUUUAUACAUUUUUACUUGUUUCACAUUUCUUUUAUAUUUUAAUUGAACCAUAAAUUGUUAUGUGUAUAUCAAAGCCUAUUAAUACUUAAAUCAGCUGUUGUAUUUAAAGCUGUGUAAAUUGAGAGAAGAGAAAUAAAAGUGAAAUAAAUAAUUGCUUGUAUCUGCUGAGACCAUCUGCGUGUAAAAGCUUGGUCCCUGCUGAUGUUCAUUAUCAAAAAAGAACACCUCUUACAAAUCUGUAUGAAACUGGUGAAUUCAAUAAACCAUGAAAAUAU
Messenger RNA from Boleophthalmus pectinirostris (great blue-spotted mudskipper), 2340 nucleotides. RefSeq names its product DnaJ heat shock protein family (Hsp40) member A2a (gene dnaja2a). Gene Ontology annotation, molecular function: ATP binding; Hsp70 protein binding. The record is from RefSeq and is a predicted model, not a curated record. Gene Ontology annotation, cellular component: cytosol; cytoplasm. The coding region runs from base 83 to 1324 and encodes 413 amino acids. Gene Ontology annotation, biological process: response to heat; protein refolding. NCBI's taxonomy places the organism in Eukaryota, Metazoa, Chordata, Actinopteri, Gobiiformes, Gobiidae. The transcript has 9 exons.